CGGUUCAACGUUUUCUUUUCCGCGGACUGGCCAGCCAUGGUAGACUAAACCAAGCUUCUCUCUCUCUAGGAAACUGUUCUUCAAAUUGUUCAUCUGUUCUUCAUUACAAGUUUCAUUGAUCAGAAUCAUCCAUGGAUGAGAUUAUGAACAAGGUCGGGUCGUACUGGUUAGGUCAGAAAGCAAACAAAGAGUUCAAUUCCGCCGGUGAUGACUUUAACUCAUUAUCGACAAGCAUUGAAGACGGGGCCAAAUGGCUUGUUAACAAAAUGAAAGGGAAAAUGCAGAAACCUUUACCAGAACUAUUAAAGGAAUAUGAUAUGGCAAUAGGAAUCUUCCCUCGUGAUGCUACCAAUUAUGAGUUUAAUGAAGAAACAGGAAAACUUACAGUUUACAUACCAUCAAUAUGUGAAGUUGGUUACAGAGAUUCAUCGGUUUUGCGAUUUACAACUGUUGUGAUUGGAUUCUUGACGAAAGGGAAGUUGUCGGAUAUUGAAGGCAUGAAGACGAAAGUAAUGAUAUGGGUGAAAGUUAAAGCUAUAUCAUCUGAGGAUGGAAAGCUUCAUUUCUCUGCUGGUGUGAAGAAAACCAGAACUAGAUCUUCUUAUGAGGUUCUUAGGGAUGGAAUAACAAUUGACAAGUUUUAAUAAGGUAUGAGAUUUGAUGUUUCAAAUUCAUUGAAAAACACUUUGCUUGAAGUGGGAUCGGCUAUUAUCGUAAACAUGAUUUAGAUUUAGAAAAAGUUAUUAAGACGAGGUUUCAAGAAUUUAUUUGUACAAAUAAAUUUUAAAUCAUAUGUUUGAU
Molecule: messenger RNA, 801 nt
Organism: Impatiens glandulifera
Lineage: Eukaryota; Viridiplantae; Streptophyta; Magnoliopsida; Ericales; Balsaminaceae
Exons: 3
Coding region: 132-644 (170 amino acids)
Source: RefSeq, a predicted model, not a curated record